Molecule: messenger RNA, 2331 nt
Organism: Colletotrichum godetiae
Lineage: Eukaryota; Fungi; Ascomycota; Sordariomycetes; Glomerellales; Glomerellaceae
Product: major facilitator superfamily transporter
Exons: 3
Coding region: 247-1962 (571 amino acids)
Biological process (GO): transmembrane transport
Cellular component (GO): plasma membrane
Molecular function (GO): transmembrane transporter activity
Source: RefSeq, a predicted model, not a curated record
UCCGACCAGCAUCGCUUCUAUUCAUGUUGUCUGAUCAGAUACAUAAGGGAGCCGGGCCUCCCCCGGUCCUGCACUCUCGUCUAUUUUGUGGCACGCACUUUAAAGACAUUCAGUCUCGAUCUAAUCAUAUUAGGUCCCAAGCCUUACUCGGAUUCGAGAAACCGCAAGCCGUAGCAGGCACAUCAAACUCUUAGUUUUAUCGCCACAGUACAGUACUCGAGCUACUUGCUUGAAAACACCGCAGCCAUGACUUCGACCACCAGUACCCUAGUAACACCGCGAGAGAGGGUCGGGGAGAAGACCGGAGAGACGGAUCGGGAAAACACCCCUACACCAUCAAUGCUUGAGGAGGAGGCAGUAGAGAAGAAGGAGGAAGCCGGCGCCGCAACCGAUGAGGAGGCCGGUUCAUCACAGCCAACGGAGCCCAAAGAGCCCGAAUACCCCACCGGCAUCCGGCUUACCUUCAUCGUUGUCGCUCUCGUUCUUAGCAUUUUCUUGGUUGCUCUCGAUAUGACCAUUGUCGCAACCGCCAUUCCCAAAAUCACGGACGAAUUCCGCGGUCUGGACCAGGUCGCCUGGUAUGGCGCCGCUUUCUUCAUGUGUGUUGCCGCUUUCCAGUCAACAUGGGGUAAGGCAUACAAGUACUUCCCGCUCAAGACCUCAUUCCUGCUGUCAAUCUUCAUUUUCGAGGUCGGCAGUCUCAUUUGCGGUGUCGCUCCCAACUCCGUCGCCCUCAUCGUCGGCCGCGCCAUCGCCGGUGUAGGCGCUGCAGGUAUCGGCUCCGGUGCCUACACCAUCAUCGGCUUCUCCGCACCGCCCGACAAGCGACCCACCUUCACCGGCAUCAUCGGUGCCUCGUACGGCAUUGCCUCCGUCAUUGGGCCUCUGAUCGGCGGAGCCUUUACCGAUCACGUCAGCUGGCGCUGGUGCUUCUACAUCAACCUCCCCAUCGGAGGUCUCUCCGCCGCCAUCAUCCUCUUCUACUUCCACACCCCGCCCCAGGCCGUCCCCGUCAAGGCGAGCAUGCUCGAGAAGUUCCUCCAGAUGGACCUCAUCGGCACCGCCCUGAUCAUGGGUGCGACAAUCUCCUUCCUGCUUGCCCUGCAGUGGGGAGGCCACCAGCACCCGUGGAACUCAUCCACCGUCAUCGGCCUCUUUGUCGGUUUCGGCCUCAUGAUCGUCGCCUUCAUCGUCCUCGAGUGGUACCAGGGCGAGCGCGCCAUGAUCGCGCCCCGGCUCAUCAGCGACCGCACCGUCUACAUCUCUUCCGCCUACGCCUUCUUCUUUGCUGGCGCCUACUUCGUCCUGGUGUACUACCUGCCAAUCUACUUCCAGUCCGUUGACAACGCGUCCCCCACCCAGUCCGGCGUCCGAAACCUGCCGCUCAUCAUCGCCGUCACGAUCGCCACCGUUGCCUCGGGUAUCUCCAUCUCCGCCACGGGCUUGUACACGCCGAUCCUUGUUGUCGGCGCUGCUCUCGCUACUGUUGGCGCCGGCCUCCUUUACACCCUCGACAUCGGCACCGGGAGCGAUAAGUGGAUCGGAUACCAGGUCCUCGCCGGUCUCGCAUGGGGCGCCGCCUUCCAAGUUCCCAUCAUUGCCGUCCAGGGCACAGUCAGCGAGAGUGAUCUCGCAUCCUCCACCGCCAUUCUUCUCUUCUUCCAAACCGUCGGUGGAGCCUUUUACGUCGCCGCAGCCCAAUCAGGCUUCCUCAUCACCAUCCUCAAAAAAGUCGCCGAGAACGUGCCCAGCGUGGACCCCAACCUCGUCGCCCUCACCGGCGCAACCCAGAUCCGCACCGCCUUCCCCGCCGACGCCGUCCCGGGCGUCAUCCAGGCCUACAUGGACGGCCUCAAGGUUGCUUUUGCCCUGGCCAUCGCCGGCGCCGGUAUCUCGUUCCUCAUUUCCCUGGGAUCAAGGUGGAGCAAGCUCAACACCAAGAAUCUCGCCGGUGCCGCCUAGAUCGCCGAAAUCACUGUCGUUCUAUCACGCGAAAGAAGUGGGAUUCAACAAGUCCUCGGCUUGUGGAAUUUCUGUGCGACUAUAACUCGCUUUUCGUUUUGUCUUUCCCUAUAUACCAUGUUCGACUGUGCAGAAAAGUCUUAUAGAAUCUAAUAAUAGGCAAACGGGCCAUGGCUUUUUGAUUGCAUUUGGGCGUAGAAGGAGGAAUCUUGGUCUACCUACGAGGGUGCUUAAUCCAGGGCAACUCAACUCUUAUGUCUUACGAAGAUAAUGUCAGAUUUCUGUUGGUAGCGGACGUAAUUUGCCGAAAUGAAGUCUCAUUAAUAGAUAAAUCGCUGUUUCAAGUCUGUUGAUGCUCCAUGAUCGUGA